Messenger RNA from Micropterus dolomieu (smallmouth bass), 1694 nucleotides. Its product is annotated as putative claudin-24. The transcript has a single exon. Gene Ontology annotation, biological process: cell adhesion; bicellular tight junction assembly. Gene Ontology annotation, molecular function: structural molecule activity. The coding region runs from base 15 to 860 and encodes 281 amino acids. Lineage: Eukaryota; Metazoa; Chordata; Actinopteri; Centrarchiformes; Centrarchidae. Gene Ontology annotation, cellular component: bicellular tight junction; plasma membrane. The record is from RefSeq and is a predicted model, not a curated record.
UCUCAGUGUGAUGAAUGUACGCCGGGCUUCUCCGAGUCGCCGCAGGAACUGGCAGCCCGCUCAGGAUAUUCCCUGGAAGCAGUGAUGGCCGGGCGAGACCCCCUCCCUUUCCUGACAGCGAGGGAGGCAGGGAGGUAAAGAGUGGGACACACAGGAGAGCCCGGGAUCUUGAGACUCUGAGCGCCACCGUCAUGGACCCAAGCAUUCACGCUCUGGAGCUGUUGGGGGUCUUCUUGUCGGCGGCGGCCUGGCUCUGCUCGCUGGCCACCACCCUGAUGUCCACCUGGCUGACCCUCUCCACCGAGCUGCUCUCCACAGAGAGCUACCAGCUGGGGCUGUGGGAGACCUGCGUGGUGCAGGAACUCGGGAUACUGGAGUGCCGGCCCUACGACGGCCUGCUGGGCCUGCCGCAGGACAUCACACUGGCCCGGGUCUUCAUGUGCCUGGCGCUGUCCUCCGGGCUGCUCGGACUCCUGCUGGCAAUCCCCGGCAUGCACGUCAUCAACAGCUGCCGCGGCCAGCUGGAGGACCUCAGGUGCAAGAGGGGGAUGAAGGUGGCCGGGGGGACGCUGUGCCUGGUGGCUGGCAUCCUGGGGCUCGUCCCGGUCUCGUACAUCGCCCACAUCACGGUCUUACGGUUCUUUGAUGAAACGAUGCCGGACAUGGUGCCGCGCUGGGAGUUCGGGGACGCUCUAUUCUGCGGCUGGACGGCCGGGUUUCUUCACCUGGUUGCGGGAACUCUGCUGCUGGCGUCUUGUUUUUGUCUGCAGAGGGACAACUGUAUCACACCUGUCCCCAUCCCUGUGGGGACUGUGCAGCCGAGUUGGACCCACAUCAAGACCAAAACCGAGUACGUCUGAGAUUGCGUUCCAUCAGGGACGCCACACGUCUGUUCUCUUCUAAGUAAAGAGUCAGUGUCCAAAAGUAAUACAGGAGAAACCAACGGCAGUAAAACGGCUUCUUUUCUCAGUAGUUCUCAAUCAGGUGUUUGGACAGACCACAUGUUUCAGACGGGAGGACGGACGUCUCAAGCUUUGUGAUUAAGAACUGCACUGAGGAACUGUCCUGUCUGGGUCAGAGACAACAACCUCUUGCUCUGCAGCCAAACUUUAAAUCACAAACUCUUCAGGAAAAAACAUGGAGCUCCAAAGUCCAAAAGUUAGAACAAAACUGCAAUAAAACAAAGUCUUUUAUUUUAAAAUCUUCUGCAAACAGGGAAAACUGGAUUUUAGAUAUUAAACUCAAAAUCUUGUUAAACGUCACACGAGAAUUAAACCAAAUACAUUUUACAUUCAUGAUUUUAAGAUGCAGAUCGACUUCACAUUUUGUCUCCGUGUUUACUUCCCUCAGUUUCAGCUCUUCAUGUCAAACAUUAAAACUUUCCUUGUGACACAUUGUAUGUUUGGAAACUUUGGGAUCUUUAAAACAAUUAAAAAUAGAGUUUUUUGAAAGGUUUGGCUGCACAGCUCAGUUUUUUAAUGACACAAGUUUCCUGAUAUAAAAAGUGAAACUUUUAAAAUAUUUUGACUUUGUCAUUAAGAACUACCUUGAGAAAAUACACAUUUUUAUUGCAGCUCUUCUAGAUUAGUUACUUUUGAAAAUUCACAGUUUGGUAUCUUUAGAAAUGUUUAACUUGGAGGUUUUUUGUGUUUGAACAAAGUUUGGCUGCUCGGCUCGAGUCUUUGGGAAUACUU